CGGGCGCUGCGGCUGCGGGGGGCAGGCGGCGGGGGCGGCGGCCGCACCAGCCAUGCCGAAUAAAAACAAGAAGGAGAAAGAGCCACCCAAAGUGAAAAGUGGGAAAGCCGGGAAGGAAGGAAUUGACUCCAUAGAUCCAGAGCAGAUCCCCAGUAGGAAGAACAGCCUGGUAGUCUCCCAGUCUUCCGCGGGUUCCAGUAAGACCAAAGUGCUGGUCAAUGCUCCACCCAUGGUGAAGAAGGACCGACGGUCCAGCUCAUCCAGGUUCAACGCCAGCAACAACCGGGAGCUGCAGAAACUCCCACCCCUGAAAGAUGUCCCUCCUGCUGAUCAAGAGAAGCUUUUUAUUCAGAAACUUCGUCAGUGCUGCGUCCUCUUCGACUUCGUUUCAGACCCACUCAGUGACCUAAAGUGGAAGGAGGUGAAGCGAGCUGCUCUCAGCGAGAUGGUCGAGUACAUCACUCAUAACCGCAAUGUGAUCACAGAGCCCAUCUACCCCGAAGUUGUCCACAUGUUUGCAGUUAACAUGUUCCGAACAUUGCCACCGUCCUCCAAUCCCACGGGAGCUGAAUUUGACCCUGAGGAAGAUGAGCCGACGUUAGAGGCUGCCUGGCCGCAUCUCCAGCUUGUUUAUGAAUUUUUCUUAAGAUUUUUAGAGUCUCCAGACUUCCAGCCUAAUAUAGCGAAGAAAUAUAUCGAUCAGAAGUUUGUACUGCAGCUUUUAGAGCUCUUUGACAGUGAAGAUCCUCGAGAGAGAGAUUUUCUCAAAACUACCCUCCACAGAAUCUAUGGAAAAUUCUUAGGCUUAAGAGCUUACAUCAGAAAACAAAUAAAUAAUAUAUUUUAUAGGUUUAUUUAUGAAACAGAGCAUCACAACGGCAUAGCGGAGUUAUUGGAGAUACUGGGAAGCAUAAUUAAUGGAUUCGCCUUACCGCUGAAAGAAGAGCACAAGAUUUUCUUAUUGAAGGUGUUAUUGCCUUUGCACAAAGUGAAGUCCCUAAGCGUCUACCACCCCCAGUUGGCAUACUGCGUGGUGCAGUUUCUGGAGAAGGACAGCACCCUCACGGAACCGGUGGUGAUGGCUCUUCUCAAAUACUGGCCAAAGACCCACAGCCCAAAGGAGGUGAUGUUCCUCAACGAGCUGGAAGAGAUCUUGGACGUCAUUGAACCAUCUGAGUUUGUCAAGAUCAUGGAGCCCCUGUUCCGUCAGUUGGCCAAGUGUGUCUCCAGUCCGCACUUCCAGGUGGCUGAGCGAGCACUGUAUUACUGGAACAAUGAGUACAUCAUGAGCCUCAUCAGUGACAAUGCCGCUAAGAUCCUGCCCAUCAUGUUCCCGUCCCUGUACCGCAACUCCAAGACCCACUGGAACAAGACGAUACACGGCCUGAUCUACAAUGCGCUGAAGCUCUUCAUGGAGAUGAACCAGAAGCUCUUUGACGACUGCACACAGCAGUUCAAAGCAGAGAAGCUCAAAGAGAAGCUAAAGAUGAAAGAGCGGGAAGAAGCGUGGGUUAAAAUAGAGAACCUGGCCAAAGCCAACCCCCAGUAUGCAGUGUUUAGUCAAGCCAGCACCGUGAGCAUGCCAGUAACAAUGGAAACAGAUGGGACUUUGUUUGAAGAUGCACAGAUGCUGAGAAAGACAGUGAACGAGGAGGCUCGGCAGGUAAUGGCCCAGAAAGACCUUCGGAAGGAGCGGCCCCUGGCACGCCGCAAGUCAGAGCCACCCCAGGACCUCCACACCAAGAGCGCCUUGGCGGCCCACGGCAGAAGCAACGAGCUCCUGUCCCAGGAUGGGCGCUAGCCCCGGACUUAGUGGGUGGGCUGCCGGCGCUGGGGGUUCUGUAGAAAUACAUCAUUUUUGUGCCA
Messenger RNA from Suncus etruscus (white-toothed pygmy shrew), 1866 nucleotides. It is a transcript of the gene PPP2R5C, whose product is annotated as protein phosphatase 2 regulatory subunit B'gamma. Lineage: Eukaryota; Metazoa; Chordata; Mammalia; Eulipotyphla; Soricidae. Gene Ontology annotation, molecular function: protein phosphatase activator activity. The coding region runs from base 53 to 1801 and encodes 582 amino acids. The record is from RefSeq and is a predicted model, not a curated record. Gene Ontology annotation, biological process: protein dephosphorylation; signal transduction. The transcript has 16 exons. Gene Ontology annotation, cellular component: nucleus; cytosol; protein phosphatase type 2A complex.